Paramecium tetraurelia is the source of this 534-nucleotide messenger RNA. RefSeq lists its product as uncharacterized. The record is from RefSeq and is a predicted model, not a curated record. The transcript has 2 exons. NCBI's taxonomy places the organism in Eukaryota, Ciliophora, Oligohymenophorea, Peniculida, Parameciidae.
AUGUCUAUCUCAAGUGAUAUGCCAGUCAUUUCAACUCAAACAAAAACUACUCUCCCUGUCCUCCAUUCUACCAGAUCUCUCAUCAAAAGGGAGAAGUAAUACUCAUUAGAUGUUAUUUCAAAAAAUCAAAAAGGAAAGUAAACAAUAAAGAAGAAAAUCAAACGUAAAAGACUUUUCUCUGGAUCAAAACGUACUGCUAGCAACUGUAGGGGUCGAAUUCAACAGUCAGAAACCUUUUCUCUCAACGAAGAUCGCUUAAUACUCUCGUCUGUAAUAAAAUUAGGUCCUAAAUUCAAAGUGAUUUCCUCCUACUUCCCUUAAAAGUCCUUAAGUGCUGUCAAAAAUCGUUACUAUAAGCAUUUGAGAUAUCGUUGGGUUCAAAUUAUGGGCAAGGAUUUCGAAAGUUUAUUGAGGGAAAACCAAUCAAUCAUAAAGCAGGACGAUGAAAUUGUAGAUACUGCAGAGCUCUUCCCAGAGUUAAAAGAUAUUUUGAAAAAUAUGAUAACAAAUAUCAAAUCUUUAACUUAAUCAUGA